AUGAAAUGGUCUGAUUUGUACCCUUCAUUUUUUGGAAAUGAAUCUCUUACCAAUAAAGAAGUUCAAUUUGCUGAUAUUGGAUGUGGCUAUGGAGGUUUAUUAGUUACCCUAUCUCCAUUAUUCCCAGAUGUACUAAUGCUGGGUAUGGAAAUUAGAGUUAAAGUAUCGGAUUAUGUUAUAAGUAAAAUAGCUGCUCUAAGAUCUCAGUAUCCUGGAAAAUAUGAAAAUAUUGCUUGUGUUAGAUCGAAUGCAAUGAAAUAUUUACCAAAUUAUUUUAAAAAAGGACAAUUGACAAAAAUGUUUUUUCUAUAUCCUGAUCCACAUUUCAAAAAAUCAAAACAUAGAUGGAGAAUUAUAAAUGACAGCCUUUUAGCAGAGUAUGCUUAUGUUUUGAAAGAGGGAGGUGUUGUAUAUACAGUAACAGAUGUACUAGAUCUUCAUGAAUGGAUGGUUAAGCAUUUCGAUAAUCAUCCUCUUUUUGUUGCUUUAACUAGAGAAGAAAUCGAUAAUGAUCCUGUGAUAGAUAAAUUAUAUCAAAGUAGUGAAGAAGGGCAAAAAGUUACUAGAAACAAUGGUGAAAAAUUUUUAGCAGUUUACAGAAGAAUUAGUGAUCCUUAUUUAAUGAAUGAAAAUAAAAUGAAACUUUGA
Pediculus humanus corporis (human body louse) is the source of this 648-nucleotide messenger RNA. RefSeq names its product tRNA guanine methyltransferase, putative. Gene Ontology annotation, biological process: tRNA methylation; RNA (guanine-N7)-methylation. NCBI's taxonomy places the organism in Eukaryota, Metazoa, Arthropoda, Insecta, Psocodea, Pediculidae. Gene Ontology annotation, molecular function: tRNA (guanine(46)-N7)-methyltransferase activity. Gene Ontology annotation, cellular component: tRNA methyltransferase complex. The coding region runs from base 1 to 648 and encodes 215 amino acids. The transcript is spliced from 3 exons. The record is from RefSeq and is a predicted model, not a curated record.